Molecule: messenger RNA, 17779 nt
Organism: Coregonus sp. 'balchen'
Lineage: Eukaryota; Metazoa; Chordata; Actinopteri; Salmoniformes; Salmonidae
Source: the annotation of a GenBank genome assembly
AUGAAGGACAAACUCUCCUUCAGGUAGCUGCCUGAGCGACUGAACGGCCUCGUCGAACUCUCGGUGCGGGUAGACAAUCGGCAUCGUGAGAGGGCGCAUGAGAGAGGGAUGACGCAAGACGCGCCUCCGCAUCCCCCUGUCAACCCAGAGGCUUUCCGCCGAUUGAGGGAGGAGAUGCCUCAGGAAGAGACUAUGCAGUUGGGGGGCAGAGGCGUCUGCGCCAGUGACGUUGCCUGUACUGCAGCCAGGCAGGUCACCGCUGUGACUCAUGCCCGGAGAAGCCGGGAAAGGGGCGGGCUCGCUAGUAUAGGGAGGGGUGCUAGCGAGCCGGAACCGAAACCCCAACUCCAGAGACUCCCGGACUUUUCUCCCCGUCAUGGUUCUGGGGCUGCUGGAAACCUGUUGGACGCAGGGCUGGCCCAAGGGUGGAGCGUUCCGUUACUCUCCCUCUCCAAGCCGGCUCCAGACAUAGCCUGGAUGGCCGGCUGUUGGGGUCGGGCUUCAUCACCCGGAGCACUAUCCCUGUGCGUGUCCGGGUGGCGUGGUGGCUAUGGGAGGAUAUCCAGUUUUUCAUUGUGGACUCUUCAGAGUGUCCCUUUAUCCUCGGGCACUCCUGGCUGGUUGCCACAAACCCCGGAUUGACUGGUCCACGGGGCGGCUCAUCCUGGAGGGAGGCUCCGCCCCCAUCCUGUUCCGAUCUCCACCGACCACACAUUAGCCCAAACCACCAUCCCAGACCACCUACCAGUCCUCACCUCUUCCCCAGGUCCCGCACUCCGAACCGCUUACAGCCCUAGCGCCGGUUUCCACCGGGAGGACGGCGGCUACAGACUCCGUCACCGGCCCAGACCUGGCAGACGUUCCCCGGGAGUAUUGGGAUCUGGGGGAGGUGUUUAGUAAGAGGCGUGCCAUGGGCCUACCUCCGCUAUCAAUCUCCUACCGGGCACCAUGCCCACACGAGGGCGAUUGUUUUCCUUGUCCCAGUCGGAGACGCUGGCCAUGAGGGAGUAUAUUGACGAGGCUCUCGUCGAGGGUCACAUCCAUCCCUCUACCUCACCCGUGGGCGUGGGCUUCUUCUUCGUGGGGAAAAAGGACGGUGGGCAGCGGACGUGCAUUGAUUACCAGGCACUCAAAGACAUCACUGUUAAGAACCGCUAUCCACUCCCCCUGAUGACGAUGGCAUUCGAGUCAUUGCAGGGAGCCUGGGCCUUCCCCAAGCUGGGCUUAACAAUGCCUACAACCUGGUGAGGAUUCGGGAGGGGGACGAGUGGAAGACGGCUUUAAACACACCCAGUGGGCAUUACGAGUACCAAGUCAUGCCGUUCGGUCUAGCCAACGCGCCUGCGGUGUUCCAGGCAUUGGUCAAUGACGUGCCCUGGGACCUUCUCGACUACAGCGUCUUUGUGUAUUUGAAUGAAAUCCUAAUAUUCUCAAAGGACAUGAGUGACCACCAGCAGCACAUUCGGCAGGUACUCCAACGCCUUCUCCGUCACCAGCUCUACGUCAUUGACGGAGAAUUGCGUGUUCCACACAGAGACAGUUUCCUUCCUGGGGUUCAUCGUCACCCAGGGGGACCUAUGGAUGGACCCAGCCAAGGUCAGCGCGGUACUGGAUUGGCCUAAGAUCUCAUCCCUCAAGCAACUACAGCGGUUUUUAGGGUUCGCUAAUUUUUAUAGCCGAUUUAUUCGCAAUUUUAGCUCCCUAGCAGCUCCCCUGACACCCCUCCCGCAGAUGAGCGUGCGCUACUUUGCCUGGACCCCAGAAGCGGGGAAUGCAUUUGAUGCGCUUAAGCAGAACUUUACAUUGGCAUGGUCCUAGGGCAUCCUGAUCCGUCCCUGCCGUUCAUUGUGGAAGUGGAUGCUUCAGACUUUACAGUGGGAGCAAUCCUGUCCCAGCAGUUCCUCACGGACGGUAAGACUCACCCCUGUGCGUUUUUCUCCUGCCGGAUUUCCCUGGCGGAGCAGAAUUACGACAUGGGGAACCGUGAGUUGCUAGCGGUCAAGCUCGCCCUGGGGGUGUGUAGGCAUUGACUAGAGGGGACCGCACAUCCAUUUGUCGUAUGGACGGACCAUAAGAAUUUAGCCUACAUUCAGGGGGCCAAGAGGCUCAUUUCGCGCCAGGCCAGAUGGGCGUUGUUCCGGUUCACCAUCUCAUACCGUCCGGGUUCAAAGAACACCAAGCCUGACGCGCUCUCCCAGCAGUUCGACCCCGUGGAGCUGGUGGAGAGGGACGACCCCAUUGUCCCCAAUGCCCUGAUUGCUGCACCAGUUUCUUGGGGAAUCGAUAAGCUGGUCAGAGCAGCGCAACGGCGGGAGCCCGAUCCGGGCGGAUGACCAUCGGGGAGGAUGUACAUACCCAAGGCUGCACGCUCGCGAUUGCUUCAGUGGGCGCACGCAUCCGACCUCACCAGCCAUCCGGGGAGCGCCAGGACAUUGGAGUUCCUGCGUAGGAGGUUCUGGGGGCCAUCUGCUGAGGGGGAUAUGCCCGCCUUCAUGGCUGCUUGCCCAGUGUGCGCACGCAUGAAGAGCUCAUGUCAGCUGCGCCGAACCCUGCCUAUCCCCAAUCGUCCCUGGUCCCACAUCUAUCUGGAUUUCAUUUACGCCCUACCCCCCUCUGAUGGAUACACAGUGAUCCUGGUCAUUGUGGACCGGUUUUCGAAGGCUGCCCACUUCAUUCCCCUUCCCAAUAUCCUAUCGGCCCGGGAGACGGCUAAGUUGGUGGUACAGCACAUUUUCCCAAGAUGUGGUGUCGGGUCAGGGCCCUCAGUUCGCCUCCAUGUUCUGGAAGGCGUUCGCCACCUACCUUGGCGCCUCCAUCGGCUUGUCUUCCAGCUUCCAUCCCGAGUCGAACGGGCGUCAACCAGGAUCUGGAGGGGGUACUGAGGUGCUACGGCUCCAGCAACCCAGCUACGUGGAGUCAGCGACUGGCGUGGGCGGAGUACGCCCACAACACCCUUCUCUGCUCAUCCACCGGCCUGUCCCCCUUCCAGUGCCAAUACGGGUACCAACCCCCCCUAUUCCCAGAGCAAGAGGAGGAGGAGCCGGCGGUCCCGGUGGUCCAGGCCCACAUCAGUCGCUGUCGCCGCACCUGGAGGCAGGUACGGGCGGUGCUUAAGCGGGCCUCAGUCAGGUCUCAACAUCAGGCCAACCGCAGGCAUCGCCCGGCCCCGGUUUUUCGCCCGGGACAGAGGGUGGAAUCCAGGAAGCUGUCCCACGGCCAUUCAGAGGCGAGUCAACCCAGUGGCCUACCGCCUGCAACAUUCCAUGUGUCCCUCCUCUAGCCCAUCGCCACCUGUCCCCUGGCUCCCCCUCCUCGUCCUGUUCCCCCGCUGCGCCUCGUCGGAGGACAGCCGGCUUUUGCUGUGGACCGGAUCCUGGACUGCCGGAGGGUGGGGAGGGGUCUCCAAUUUCUGGUGGAAUGGGAGGGUUAUUGGCCGGAGGAGCGGUCCUGGGUGCCCAGGAGGGACAUUCUGGACCCAGGGCUGAUAACAACAUUCCGUGGUCUCUCUUUUCCCCCAUAAUUUUAUGUAACCACCGUAUUACCAUGCCCUUCAUGUUCAUGAACAAAAAUGUUAAAAGGUCAAUGCUCUCACUUGACAGAAUUGCUUUUUCAAAACUAUACUAACAAUUACUCACAAUAUUAACUCCACUCUAUUUUCUCGUGACCCCUCAUCCCUUUCGUCAAUUCUAUGAAUCUAUUUCAGAAUUCUAACUUGUUACCUUUUAGAAUCCAUUCCCCUGGUAUUUUGCAAAGAUUCUUCCAACCCCAAAAUUGGUUCCACACCCGUUGCCAUGUAACAAUAUCCGGGUAUUGUUACUGGUCCUAUGGUCAGAGACAUGGGUAGUAGUCGUAUCGCUUUCGAUUCUGCCCCUGUUACCUUGCUGAAUGUAAUAAUUUUCCCUAUUGCAAAUUUAGCCUAAUUCUCAUCGUAAGGAAUCAGUGAUAUUUGAGCGCCGGUAUCUAUUAGAAAGUUGUGUGAGACGUGGCCUCCUAAAUCUCCCUACACAUAGAAACCGUAAUCUCUAUGAUCCACCAUUGAUCGAACUGAGGCCAUAUACCGCUUUGUGAAAGUUUCCUUUCCCUCUGCUUUCAAGAGUGUUUGCUGCUGUUCUUUUGUCAAACAUUCCCUCCGAAUGCAGCGGGUGCAGUAGGCUCCAGUACUACCCUACACUCAUUCUUCCAAUGACCAACAGACCCACAUCAAAAACAGGGAUCUGUUGCCCUACACUUUGAUGUUUUUUCGCUACUUUUCCCUCCCUUUUUCUUUGUCUUACCUUGGCCAUUGAAACCACUGUUAGUGACUCUCACUGUGGCUAAAUUAACCACACACACAGCUGUGAAGUAAUCGGAAUUAGAUUCCACUCUCAAAGCCUCCUGCUAAUACACUCAAAUCAUAUCAACAACAUUUGAAUAUCUUUUUUAUUUUCUAACCAUGAAUGAGGCUCCUCCAGAACUUAUAGGCAACCUUUUAUACUAGUACACAAGCGUGACAAUUUACCCAUCCACACACACUCUACUGCCUCAUGUCCACUGCGGCUGGGACUUUCGUCCCUCUUACAGAUCUCGCAGGGGAAUACCCCCACUAGGGACCUAUCCUACACGGAACCUACCUGUGACGAGGUGUGAAUGAAGGAGUCAGGCGCAGGAGGUAAAAUACCGAAGUCCAGAGUUUAUUCCGUUUACAUAAAUCAAACGCCCCAAGCGUCAAACGAAACUAUUACAAGGUAAAACAUCCACCUUGCAUAAACACAGUGAAUAGUAGCUCAACCGAGCUACACGCUCUCACAACAAACAAUCACUCACAAAGACAAGGGGAACAGAGGGAACACUUAUACACAUACUAAUUAGGGGAAUGAGCACCAGGUGUGUGUGAUUGACAAGACAUGACAAGUGGAGUGAUGAGAAUGGGAUCGGCAGUAGCUAGUACUCCGGUGACGACGAACGGCGAAGCUUGCCCGAACCAGAAGGGGGGGCAGCCUCGGCGGAAGUCGUGACACUACCCUAGACUGUAGUGUCACUCAUGGAUAUCGCAGAGAACUAGCUCCACUCGGGACCUAUCCUUAAAGGAACCUACCCUACACCAUAUAUUUACGACUGGUCGUUACAUAAUGGGCUACCUAAUAAACUCAGGCUUUCUAGGUCUGUAUCCUAUAAUUGUUCAGCCUACGAUUCUCAUCUCCCCAAGAUGUCAGAAUGAGUGGUAAGAGGUUUAGGAACUGUGCCUACCUUGUUUCUGGUGCCGGCUCCUGUUUCACUGAUUCGGACUCUCUAGUUCGACUGUAAAUCGUGAUGAACCCUGCUCACAGCGCCAACUGUUAGAUUCUAAAUAAACACACGGAUGACUAGUAAAGCUCAUACCAAGUUUAUCCACCCACUGGGUCACGCAGCUGCAUAAGACAAAGACAUAUUUACACAAGCACUGGUAUUUAAACCUUCCUCCUAUGCUGUCUCCUCCUUACACAUCUGGACAGCCAAUAUGUCUCUGUUGCUAGACACGACUUUAGUCAUGCCUGUUCUUUCUCACUUCAUCUGACCUGACCUCGGCCCAAAUUCCUCACUCCUCCCCAACUCACGGCUGUCCUGUUGACUUGUACCAGACUGUGGCCCUUCUCCUCUCCAUAGGAUGCCUGAUGUCUAACAAUAACACGUUCUGACAGAAUGUAAAUGUUCUGCAUUCCCCUCUCUCCCUCAGUGACAUGAAUAACGAUAUUUCAUAUUUCAAGUUUAGAAGUCAGAACCCAUGUGUUCAGAGGCUUGACUUCAAGGCACAACAGGACAGGCGUUAUGUCUUCAGAGGCUUGACUUAAGGACACAACAGGCUCAUCAUGAAUUGAGGGUGUUGGAGAGAGCUCAACUAUUCUGCUGAGGGCAGGACAGGAUUUGACUGGGAACACAAAAAAACAAUACAGAACACUUAGAUAAAAGAGCUAUGAAUGACUGACAGUCCAAGCAAGGAGUAAAAUCAAAUGUAUGUGUAAUAAUGUGAUUGUGUUAUUAAUUUCAUUGACUGUUCAUAAAGUGAUGGAAUAAAAUUCACAGGGCUACUCACAGUGCUUGGAGAGGAAACAUUCAAUGCUCCAGUGGAUGGAGUUACACAUUAAUCAGAACUGAAAAUGUAAUUUAGUCUACAUACAGUAAUGAAGACGGGCUUCAGUUCUUCAGAGGGCAGGAGACCAGGGGCUUCUUUUAUGCUUAUGUUGUGAUUGAGUAAUCAUUUUACUGUUCAUGCCAAAAGAGUUGAUGAGGGAUCAGGCUGGCUUCCUCUCCUCAGCUCCUCUCCUUCAUCUACACACUUAUCUGCUUACAUAUGGGAAGGAUAAAGCAACAUUAAUGAUGCCUAGAUGGUUUCAUCUUUCAACAGUCAAAUACCUCCAUAUCACUACUGAUUGGGGAUAGAGACAAGAAGAGGAUGGCACUUUAGACUAUUGACCCAGAGAACUGAGCAUACUGUAGACAAAACAUGGCUUUGGUCUAAUCAUAAAAAAAGGUAUAAUAGAAAAACUUUCUUGUGUGCUUUAAAUAAAUGUCACAGGGCUACUCACAGUGCUUGGAGAGGAAACAUGAAAUGCUCCAGUGGAUGAGUACUCACUUUACGAAUCAUGCCAGGAGAGUUGAAGAGGAAUCAGGCUACUUGAACAAGGAAGUUACUGUGGGGUCCAGGACAGGCUCUGGCAUCAGACAGGAUUGAGGGCAGGUGGUACCAAAGUUUUCCCACAGGCGUCAUACUGGUGCACAUCUAUCAGGGGGCUUUAACAGGGUACAUUUUCAAGACACAUGUAGAGAUUAUCCUAAAUGAAAAUGACAUGGAGAAUAUUACUAAACAACUCACUUGUAAAGAUCACAUGGCAAGAAGUGGCUGUUGGUAGGUGGGUGGAACGCUGGAAGUGCUGGUGUCAUGCAUGUGGCGUACUGACGAUGCUGAUGGUGUACUUGUAGUUCUGGUGGCGGCUGAGAACAUUUAGAUGAAACAUCAAAUUACAUCACCACCUCAUCUUAUGUGUUAUUUGCUGAACAGUAUUACAUAUCACAUAUGACAUGGAGAUCUUCAUUGUUAUCCAAUAUCUUGUAUUGAUGACAGACUAAUAAAAAUAUAUUUUACAGUCACUUCAGGUAUUUGCCCUAUCUGAGCUUUGUGUGCUGGUACUGGGGGUUCCUGGGCAGGAGGAACAGGGUGACGAUACCUUCAUGUGUCAUUCUCUGCAUCCACCAGGAGUUUCCAGGCGCUGAAUGAGUCUACACAGGAUUCAUACCCCCCCUUUACUGAAUCGGGAGACGUGUCUCUCAACCACUUCAGCUUUUGGUGGACUUUCAAACCGUGCGUUCAGCUUCUCGGGGAUGGACAUCUGCUGGAGCUCCUCGGCAUGAGCACCAAGGUCAAUGAGCACCUCACUGAAGAGGUAAUUCAUCAGAGCAUCGAUGUAGUCUGAAAUUGUAAUUAGAAUGAAAGAUUGUUCCAUAUUGUUUACUGAAUAUUGUUCAUACAUUGUAAUUUUAACAUUCAAAGUAAAUUGAUAAUAAAUACUUUAUAAUUUCUUUACUUACGGUAUGUUGACGAAUACACCCUUCUCAAUUGCAUAAUCCUCACAUUCUCUCUCCUCACCCCCUUCUCAAAACCUAUUGGAGGAGAAGGUCAGAGAGGAGGGACCCCUGAGAAAAGGCCCCUGAGUCUCACCACAGAGCCAGGAAUCCCUGGGUCCGCCACAACUGUGGACCCCAUUCCUGAGGGACCCUGUUUCCUCCAGGGCCAGGUGAGUGGAGUUGUAUGCCAGUGGAGGAAUGAUGUUGACCAAUAUGAGCUGCAGAAGCUUCCUCUCUGAGCUGUACUGGCAGCAUAUGUAGCGUAAGAAGGCUGCACAUUAUGUCUUGUUGAGUGUAUACAAGAUGAUUGACAGCUGAGGAGACGUAUCCCGCCAACACAAUCACAGUCAGCAGCUUAUAUGAUUGUACAUUCUGAAAAUUAUUUGAAAUUCAACAUUGUAUAUUGAAUGUGUAUGAGCGGCGCACAAUUGGUUCAGCGUCGUCCAAGAUAGGGGAGGGUUUGGCCGGCAGGGAUGUGGGUUCGUUUCCCAUGGGGGGCCAGUAUAAAAAUACAAAUAAAAAUAUAAAAACAUGUAUGCAUUCACUAACUGUAAGUCGCUCUGGAUAAGAGCGUCUGCUAAAUGACUAAAAUGUAAAUGUAUAGGAAAGGGAGGGGAUGGGAUUGUAGGGAAGGCAAAAAUAUAUAAGCAAAAUUGAAAUUAGGAUUACACUGAAAAUAACCCCAAAAUGUAUGUCACAACCCAACACACUGGGUUGUUUGAACCCAGCAAUAUAGUCUAAUUUACCCAGCAGCUGGGUAAAGCGCUCAACCCAAGGAGUUGGGUUAGAAGCACAACCCAACCCCACUGGGUUGAAUUAACCCAAUGCUGUUUUUGACCAAAAUUGACCCAGCUCUGGGUUGUCAAAAUGACCCAAAUUGGGUAAUUGUUAACCCAGCAUUUAUUUUGUGUAACAAAUUCAUUUAGGAAAAUAAUAUCAAUUUCUACCUUUUUUUAAGACAUUUCAAAUAAAAUGUUUUCAGUAUCCUAAUUUUGUUUGUUUUGUGUUUUCUGAUUGUUUCAGUGCAUGCGUUCAAUAAGCUUUGGAUGAAGGACUUCCACAGGACUUCUCCGAAGUUCACUCAAAAAGGCAAUAGUUCUGAACUGGGUUUGAUUUGGUUUUAGUUUUAAUUAUUUACAUUUGGUUAAUUAUCUUUUAAACUUCCAUUGGUUGAAAUCUAUUGCUCAUGUAUCACUUGGGUCAUGUAAAUAAUUAUGUAGUUGUCCCUUUAAACAUACUAAUGUCAACAUCCCCAUAGUGUUCACAUUUCUCUCAUGUAAAUGUUGUAGCUACAAAAAAAACAUUAAAUAACAAUUUAUUUGGGAAAUAUCCAAUCUUUGCUCUUUUCUUCAUUACCAUGCUGAUGAUUUCAAGUUAUAUUGGAUUUAUUUUUAAUCUGUUAAGACAUUGAAUACAGUGUUGUGAUGCAAAAAUCCUAGCAAAAUGUAUAGCGCAUAGAAUUAAAAAGGUAUUGUCGGAUAUUAUUCAUUCUAAUCAGACAGGUUUUUUACAUGGAAGAUACAUUGGAGAUAAUAUAAGGCAAGUAUUGGAAACAAUAGAACACUAUGAAAAAUAUGGGAAACCAGGCCUGCUAUUCAUAGCAGACUUCGAAAAGGCAUUUGAUAAAGUUCGACUGGAAUUUAUAUAUAAAUGCCUGGAGCAUUUCAAUUUUGGAGAAUCUCUUAUAAAAUGGGUCAAAAUCAUGUAUAGUAACCCUAGGUGUAAAAUAGUAAAUAAUGGCUAUUUCUCAGAAAGUUUUAAACUGUCAAGAGGAGUGAAAAAAGGUUGUCCACUAUCGGCAUAUCUAUUUAUUGUGGCCAUCGAGAUGUUAGCUAUUAAAAUCAGAUCCAAUAAUAAUAUCAGAGGAUUAGAAAUACAGGGCUUAAAAACAAAGGUGUCAUUGUACGCAGAUGAUUCAUGUUUUCUUUUAGAUCCACAACUAGAAUCCCUCCACAGCCUCAUAGAGGAUCUAGAUACAUUUUCUAACCUCUCUGGAUUAAAACCAAAUUAUGACAAAUUUACUAUAUUACGUAUUGGAUCACUAAAAAAUACAAUUUUUACAUUACCAUGUAGUUUACCAAUAAAAUGGUCUGAUGGUGAUGUAGAUAUACUCGGAAUACAUAUCCCAAAGGAAAUAAAUGAUCUCACUUCAAUAAAUUUUAAUAGAAAGUUAGCAAAAAUAGAUAAGAUCUUACUACCAUGGAAAGGAAAAUACCUGUCAAUUUGUGGAAAAAUCACCCUGAUUAACUCUUUAGUAUGAGAAAAAAAAUUCAAUUUUAUUUGGAACGGCAAGCCAGACAAAAUUAAAAGAGCAUAUUUAUAUAAUGAAUAUGAAUUCGGAGGACAGAAAUUAUUAAAUAUUAAAGCAUUAGACCUAUCACUAAAAUCUUCAGUCAUCCAAAAGUUAUACUUAAAUCCGAACUGGUUCUCAAGCAAAUUAGUAAGAUUGUCUCACCCACUGUUCAAGAAAGGCCUUUUUCCCUUUAUUCAGAUUACAACCUCUCACUUUCAGUUAUUUGAAAAGGAAAUAAUCUCCCAAAUGUCACUAUUUCUAAAACAAGCCAUAGAAAGUUGGUUGCAAUUUCAAUUUAAUCCUCCAGAAACGACAGAACAAAUAAUGCAACAAAUAUUGUGGUUAAAUUCAAAUAUACUAAUUGACAAAAAACCUUUAUUUUUUGACAGAAUGUUUAAAAAAGGUAUAAUGUUCGUAAAUGAUAUCAUCGGUAGGACUGGUGGAGUUAUGUCGCACAUGCAGCUAACAAAAACAUAUGGAAAUGUCUGCUCUACCCAGAAUUACAACCAAAUAAUUGCAGCCUUACCGCAAAAGUGGAAGAGGAAAGUUGAAGGGGGAGAAAGUAAGGAACUUGUCUGUCGGCCUUGCAUUAAAGAACAUAAUUGGUUAAGGAAAACUGUGAUAAAUAAAAAAGUAUAUCAGUUUCACUUAAGGACCAAAGGAUUGACAGCCGUCCCAUAUAGAUUGCAAAAUAGUUGGGAAGAGAUCUUUGACGUACCGAUCCCAUGGCAUAGUGUUUAUGAACUGACACGCAAAACGACACCGGAUUCAAAAAUUAGAAUCUUUAAAUUUAAAUUAUUAUAUAAAAUUCUUGCUACCAAUAGAAUGUUAUUUAUAUGGGGGAUACAAUCUUCCCAGCUCUGCAGAUUUUGCUGUGAAGAGAUAGAAUCAUUAGAUCAUUUGUUUUGGUUCUGUCCAUUUGUAGCUUGUUUUUGGACACAGGUCCAGGAAUGGCUAAAGGAUUGCAAUAUUUACCUGGAACUAACCUUGCAGAUAGCAUUACUGGGUGAUCUGAAAAGUCAUAGUCAAUCAAUCAAUAAUAUAAUAAUACUUUUAGCAAAAAUGUUUAUUUUUAAUUCACAAUCUGUAGAAGCAAUGAGAAUAGAAAGGUUCAGAACUUUUGUAAAACAUCACAGUACGGUUGAAAUAUAUAUGGCAAAUAGAAAUCCUAUAUGGAUGGUGUUAAGAGAUAGAUGGGAGGUAUUGAAUAGAGUUGAAGGAUGGGACUAAUAACAAAUAACAACAAAUAAUAACAAAGAUAGCUAAUAAUGUAAGCAUACUGUGUCCAUAAUAAGUAUAUAGGUUGUAUGUUGGGAGCUUUUGGGAAAGAGCACAGUUAGAAAGAUAUGGCAUUUAGAAGCAAACCGGAUGGACAUCAUGAAAAUGGUCGGAGAGGUUGAGAGUAGAAGAAGUUCAGGAGCAAAAAAAUAAAUAAAUAUAUAAAUAUAUAUAUAUAGAUAUAGAAUUAUUGUAAAAUUAACUCUGUCCAUAAGGUGUAGAUAGUAAGUAUAGACCGGAAGUAGAGGCCUGGGCGUUGUUGUUCACUAAUUUACUCCAAGUAGGGAAAGGAUGGUGGGGUUGAAAAGUAAUAAAGGGGAAUAUAUAUAUAAAAAAUAAAAAUAAACAUUGGGGAUUGGAAGUGAUGCAGACAAUUACAUUGAUAGAAGAUACAAUCUAUCUGCAAUAUUAAGCUGAUCCAUCAAAAAAAAAAAAAAAAAAAAAAAAAAAAGACAUUGAAUACAUGUUUAGUAUAUUAACUACUUUUAAUGUUAUAUUUUUUUUCUCUGAGAAGUAAGUUCAUUUAAAGUUCUGUGAUGUGGUUUAUAUAGAUACAACAUUUCAAUAUUGUUAACACACAGUAGCCAAAAACCUGAUCUAAUUUGCAUAUUCAUACUGAGUUUGCAGCAAAUAAUUGCAUAGCAUAAUUGUGUCUGUCAAACUGGUAAGGCUAACUCUUAUUUCUUAAAAAGUGCUUCAACUUUCAGCACCGGACGCUAUCCAUAUUGAUUUUAGAAAUAGUGAUCCACACGUUGCAUCAUUCUCAACUCAUCUUUCUAAUUUAUCCAAUUAUAUUCCAUUCUCUUGUUUUUAUCAUGGACAUAUUUCCACUAAUAUUGUAAUUAAGCUUUCACGUGUGUUUUACACUUUUUAUCAAGCUGUUGAUGCUUGCUUCUAUUUAUGCCAAAUCAUUUGACCGUUGUAGGUUGAGAUUCUUGUUUCCUGUAUUCCUUUACAAUUUUCUGUAGUGAAUAGAGACAACCAUAUACCCACCUACAUUAUGAUAAUGAAGUCACCAUUUUGGGUCUGGAUUGGGAAGGUGUGAAACGUAUCAACGAGAGAAAGAAGACAAUUAAUCUUACCGUAUAAGUGCUCUCCAGUUUAUGAGCUAUUGCACUCCUCAUGCCAUAGAGGAGAAAAUAACACCAACAUUAAACUUUGAUUCAUUCAUUGAUUGAAUGAAACCAUAUCAAUACAUUUGAAUCAUGACGGUCAUAUGAUGGAAAACUGAAAAAGAAUCAGAUUUAUGUUUGUCCUACAUGAGGAAAUCUUAGCACUUCUCACACAUAAAGCCUACACAAAACAUAUAGAAAACACAGCAGAAAACAAACAACAGGAACAGUCAGACAAACACCUUUCAUACCCUCCAUCCCACCCCACACUUGCCCAAAAAAUAAUUACAGGUUGCAUGUCAUAAUAUUUACAGUUGAAGUCGGAAGUUUACAUACACUUAGGUUGGAGUCAUUAAAACUAGUUUUUCAACCACUCCACACAUUUCUUGUUAACAAACUAUAGUUUUGGAAAGUCGGUUAGGGCAUCUACUUUGUGCAUGACACAAGUAAUGUUUUCAACAAUUGUUUGCAGACAGAUUAUUUCACUUAUAAUUCACUGUAUCACAAUUCCAGUGGGUCAGAGGUUUACAUACACUAAGUUGACUGUGCCUUUAAACAGCUUGGAAAAUUCCAGAAAAUGAUGUCAUGGCUUUAGAAACUUCUGAUAGGCUAAUUGACAUCAUUUGAGUCAAUUGUAAGACGCUCUGGAUAAGACCGUCUGCUAAAUGACGAAAAUGUAAAAUGUAAAUUGGAGGUGUACCUGUGGAUGUAUUUCAAGGCCUACCUUGAAACUCAGUGCCUUUUUGCUUGACAUUAUGGGAAAAUCAAAAGAAAUCAGCCAAGACCUCAGACAUUUUUUUGGAGACCUCCACAAGUCUGGUUCAUCCUUGGGAACAAUUUCCAACCGCCUGAAGGUACCAUGUUCAUCUGUACAAACAAUAGUAUGCAAGUAUAAACACCAUGGGACCACGCAGUCGUCAUACCGCUCAGGAAGGAGACGCGAUCUGUCUCCUAGAGAUUAACGUACUUUGGUGCGAAAAGUGCAAAAUCAAUCCCAGAAAAACAGCAAAGGACCUUGUGAAGAUGCUGGAGGAAACCGGUACAAAACUAUCUAUAUCCACAGUCAAAUGUGUCAUAUAUCAACAUAACCUGAAAGGCCACUCAGCAAGAAAGAAGCCACUGCUCCAAAAAUGCCAUAAAAAUGCCAGACUACGGUUUGCAACUGCACAUGGGGACAAAGAUCGUACUUUUUGGAGAAAUGUCCUCUGGUCUGACUGUUUUGCCAUAAUGACCAUCGUUAUGUUUGGAGGAAAAAGGGGGCCGCUUGCAAGCCGAAGAACACCAUCCCAACCGUGAAGCACAGGGGUGGCAGCAUCAUGUUGUGGGGGUGCUUUGCUGCAGGAGGGACUGGUGCACUUCACAAAAUACAGUGAGGGAAAAAAGUAUUUGAUCCCCUGCUGAUUUUGUACGUUUGCCCACUGACAAAGACAUGAUCCGUCUAUAAUUUUAAUGGUAGGUUCAUUUGAACAGUGAGAGACAGAAUAACAACAAAAAAAUCCAGAAAAACACAUGUCAAAAAUGUUAUAAAUUGAUUUGCAUUUUAAUGAGGGAAAUAAGUAUUUGACCCCUCUGCAAAACAUGACUUAGUACUUGUUGGCAAAACCCUUGUUGGCAAUCACAGAGGUCAGACGUUUCUUGUAGUUGGCCACCAGGUUUGCACACAUCUCAGGAGGGAUUGUGUUCCACUCCUCUUUGCAGAUCUUCUCCAAUUCAUUAAGUAUUCGAGGCUGACGUUUGGCAACUUGAACCUUCAGCUCCCUCCACAGAUUUUCUAUGGGAUUAAGGUCUGGAGACUGGCUAGGCCACUCCAGGACCUUAAUGUGCUUCUUCUUGAGCCAUUCCUUUGUUGCCUUGGCCGUGUUUUUUGGGUCAUUGUCAUGCUGGAAUACCCAUCAUCCAUGACCCAUUUUCAAUGCACUGGCUGAGGGAAAGAGGUUCUCACCCAAGAUUUGACUGUACAUGGCCCCGUCCAUCGUCCCUUUGAUACGGUGAAGUUGUCCUGUCCCUUUAGCAGAAAAACACCCCCAAAGCAUAAUGUUUCCACCUACAUGUUUGACGGUGGGGAUGGUGUUCUUGGGGUCAUAGGCAGCAUUCCUCCUCCUCCAAACACAGCGAGUUGAGUUGAUGCCAAAGAGCUCCAUUUUGGUCUCAUCUGACCACAACACUUUCACCCAGUUCUCCUCUGAAUCAUUCAGAUGUUCAUUGGCAAACUUCAGAUGGGCAUGUAUAUGUGCUUUCUUGAGCAGGGGGACCUUGCGGGCGCUGCAGGAUUUCAGUCCUUCACGGCGUAGUGUGUUACCAAUUGUUUUCUUGGUGACUAUGGUCCCAGCUGCCUUGAGAUCAUUGACAAGAUCCUCCCGUGUAGUUCUGGGCUGAUUCCUCACCAUUCUCAUGAUCAUUGCAACUCCACGAGGUGAGAUCUUGCAUGGAGCCCCAGGCAGAGGGAGAUUGACAGGUCUUUUGUGUUUCUUCCAUUUGCGAAUAAUCGCACCGACUUUUGUCACCUUCUCACCAAGCUGCUUGGCGAUGGUCUUGUAGCCCAUUCCAGCCUUGUGUAGGUCUAGAAUCUUGUCCCUGACAUCCUUGGAGAGCUCUUUGGUCUUGGCCAUGGUGGAGAGUUUGGAAUCUGAUUGAUUGAUUGCUUCUGUGGGCAGGUGUCUUUUAUAAAGGUAACAAACUGAGAUUAGGAGCACUCUCUUUAAGAGUGUGCUCCUAAUCUCAGGUCAUUACCUGUAUAAAAUACACCUGGGAGCCAGAAAUCUUUCUUAUUGAGAGGGGGUCAAAUACUUAUUUCCCUCAUUAAAAUGCAAAUCAAUUUAUAACAGUUUUGACAAGAGUUUUUCUGGAUUUUGUUGUUGUUAUUCUGUCUCUCACUGUUCAAAUAAACCUACCAUUAAAAUCAUAGACUGAUCAUUUCUUUGUCAGUGGACAAACGUACAAAAUCAGCAGGGGAUCAAAUGCUUUUUUCCCUCACUGUAGAUGGCAUCAUGAGGAAGGAAAAUUAUGUGGAUAUAUUGAAGCAACAUCUCAAGACAUCAGUCAGGAAGUUAAAGCUUGGUUGCGAAUGGGACAGGGAAUUUUUACUAGGAUUAAAGGUCAGGAAUUGUGAAAAACUGAGUUUAAAUGUAUUUGGCUAAGGUGUAUGUAAACUUCUGACUUCAACUGUAUGUGCGUAUCGGAUGGUGUGCUCUGCCCACAUAAGCCACACCAAGCAUAGGCUUGCUAUAAGAAAAUAAUGUAUCCAUGAAGAAACGAUAACUUUCUGAUGUGUAUAUAUGUAAUGUAUUACAUAAAUGGUAACCACAGCCCUUCCGGAAAUACAUUUAAAUUGUUUUUCCACCCUGCUCCAUGUAUUGAAUUUAUUCCAUUUCAAAUUUGGCUCCCAGAGUGCUAGCUCCAUGGGUAUUAUGACGCAUCUAACAGUCGUCUGUAUGUUCCUAGCCAUGAGUUAACCAGUCAAAUUGCCAGGGUUAGAAGUUCCAAGCAAAUUCUAUUGAUUCUGUUUCUAUGGUAGUAACACUGUAAUGAAACUAGUAUCAAAAUAGUGUAAUAACAUGUUACUUCAGUAAUUGCAAAGGAAUAGAGCUGAGUGUUUUUUGUAAUUACACAAGUGGAAUAGGGACUGAGAUUGUUGCUUAUUCCACUUGUGUAACAACUGAAACCGCUCCAUUACUAUGCAAUUAAGAAACAAUAUUAAUAACUAAUAAUAAUAAUAAUAAUAAUAAUAAUAAUAAUAAUAAUAAUAAAAACUGUAGUAGCUACAGCGUGACUAACAGGUAUAAGUUCAAUGUAAUAAGUGUUACCCAUUGUUGUUCUAUUUUGAUUUAUCUAAUUAUUUUGUUUUAAAAACAGUUUAUAAAAUAGCCUACACAGGCUACACACACAGAAUAUUAAUGUGAGCGUUUCAUUCCAUCUCAAGGUCGCUGCUUUGUAUGGAGAGUGCGUCCCAGAAGACAUAACCAAAAUCAGAAGGGACUGGGUAAUCUGACAGAGCUUCAUCUGCAGGGCAACAGCUCUGCUCGGUACCAUGGACCGUGUUCGAGGACACCUCCUUGCUGAAGAUUCUGCACCUUAAGCACAACUGCCUGGACGUUCUACCGGAGCAUGUAUUGAAGUUUUUACCAGGUCUGACCUAUUUAGACUUAUUCUUAAAUCACCUUACGUUCAUUUCCAGGGACGUCUUCCUCAACUGGCCUCUCUACCAGAGAAUACAGAGCAGCGGCCAAAAGGAUGGGGUCGCAGUCGGGUUUACGCCCAACGUGGUCCUGGAACUCCACGACAAUCCAUGGCUCUGCGACUACUGCCUCAAGGGCUUCAUAGAGUUCAUCAAAGCUCUCAGCCCUCCCAUUAUCCGGAUUAACUCUUACUUGACCUGCUCCAGGCCGGAAUUUAGAGCCGGGAAAUUCUUCCAUGAGGUCGAGCUGAAGAUAUUCAUGAAGCCCAUGGCCCCACCACAGAGUCGUCCCCUGGGAUUUCAUGGUAAGAUUUAGUCUGAUCACACAAUAUCAUCACACUUCAAUAUACUUCAGUGUUCUGUAAAUUAGAUAUUGAACAUGUACACUCACUUACUCAUGUAGAGCAAUUAGGCAAGGAAAGAUCGACCCAGAGUAGAUAUAGGCCACUGUAAUAUCAUAAGCAUCAUAAGCAUCAUAAGCAUAUAAAUAUAAUUACUUGAAGGGACAACGCCCCUUAGACCUCUGCAAUUUGACAGGAACACACAUGUAUACUCAUCAAUGGAAGUGAAUGGGAUAUGUGUGCAAUCAGUGUUUCAUAGUCAAAUCAAUUGAAAUAAUCUCCAUAUUUGGUUUGAUAAAAAAUUAACAUGCAAACAUACCCCAUUCACUUCCAUUGAUUGUUAUCUAGCGGUGACUACGUUUAGUUGAAGUUUGUAGUGGCUAUUUAAAGAAAACUGAAGCAAGGAUUACAGUUUCUCCUGGUUUAUAGACUACUUUCAGGGUGAGGAACUAUCUAGCAUCAAGUUGUAAAAUCCUGAACUUGCCUUUAACUUGAAAGGGAUUGUCAAUUCUUAUAAUUAUAUUUCUAUUAUCAUAAACAGCAAAGCAAGGCGAGACAAAUUCUCACAACCAGAAUGACGCCAACUGUGUCUUGAUGAUUGAGACCAUGUUGGAGAUUAUAACAUACUGCGCCUCAUGUUGACAUGUAGGCCUAAUCUAUCAUUACAAGUCAGCCACUGUGUCACACAACAUAAUCUUUGCCAUGUGAAGUAGCUGAACUGGGAGUAAUGCAGAACAUAAAGUAGAUCAGCUUUGAGUGGACAGCAGUGCCUGUUUCUAUACAGUACAGUGUAUAGAGUUUUUAAAAAAUCCCAAACUGGUGCUUUUCAACCAAACUCGUGAUCCGAUAAAAUUGGAACAUGGAAUUGUGUGUCCACUUGAACUGUGGCUGGGGACACUAAUAAUAUAUGUAUAAGUCCAUUCCUCCAUUCGACAACUUGUUUUACAUCUGUAAAAUUGCAGUGAUUGAGAAGGAGCAGUUGGAGAAGGACUGGUACCAGUGA